UACAUCGAAUCUGCAAUCUUUGAUUGCAUUCGAUGACGUCAGUCCCAAGGAUACGAAAUCUUGCCCAAAAUGCAAUUUGACACUUGCAACACGAAAAGUAUCGUAAUAGCAGAGGAGAUCCAUUAUACCCUUUAUCCAAGCCAAGAAGUAGAGCCAAGCCAAUCUGAUAGAUAGAACGAAGGGAUCUCGAGUUGUAACAUGAGGUCAUUACUUGUCCUUACGAUUCUCUCUCUGGCAGACUUCUCUGCUGCCUUUACGUCCCAUUCCUUUCGGUCCACGGUUAGUCGCCAACGAACCAGGGUCAGUGCUUGCGACGAAGACAAUAACGACAAUGAUCCUUCGGUAGUAUCGAGACGAGAAGCUAUCCAAAAUGCUGGGUUAGCCUUGUCGUCCAUGCUGCUGAUACCGGCAUCUGCGACUACCUUGUCGCCACUGGCUGCCCACGCCGAAGGAGAACCGAAAACCAUUAUUUUGACGGGGUCCAACUCGGGAAUAGGCUUUGAAGCUGUCAAGAGACUCUCUGCCGACGGCCAUACUGUUGUGAUGCCUUGUCGCACCAUGGAGAAGUCACUCGGGGCCAUUCAACGAAUUGGUUCCACAGCUGGAAACCUUGUGCCAGCAGAAUGCGACUUGGCAAGUCUGGCAUCCAUCCAAGCGUUUGCGAAGGAGCUGCCCUCUCUUUUGGGCAGCAACAAGAAAAUUGAUAUCUUGGGUUUGAACGCGGGGCUUGCGCGUGAUACCAGUGCCGUGGAUGUGGCAAGGACCAAGGAUGGUUUUGAAUUGACAGUCGGCACAAAUCAUUUUGGCCACUUUGCCCUGAACAAGCUGCUCUUGCCAAUGAUGAAUCCGAACGGAAAGAUUGUCAUCACUGCUUCUGGUGUUCACGACCCCGAAUCACCUGGUGGGGCACAAGGAGAAAAGGCUACCCUCGGGGACUUGGAAGGCUUGAAACGAGAUGGAAAAUUAUUUGAAAUGGUGGAUGGAGCCAGCUUCAAUGCCGACAAGGCGUACAAAGACAGCAAGCUCUGCAAUGUACUCUUUACCAGAGAACUUCAAAAGAGGCUAGAAGCGUCUGAUGAAACCAAGCGAAUCACUGCAAAUUGUUUCAAUCCAGGCCUUAUUGUCAGCACGGGACUCUUUCGCGAUCAGAAUCCACUCUUCACAAAGGUGUUUGACGUGGUAGCAACAGACGUUUUCAAAGUCGGGGAGACCCCAACAUUCGGGGGUGGGACAUUAUACUAUACGACAACCGUGGAUACUCGUGGUGGAUACUACUCUAGUGCGCCUGGAUCGAGCAAGUACGGAGAUGCUGCACUUGGAAACCAAUUCGCCGAGACUCAGUGCAGCAAGGAAGCCAGUGACGAUGCAAAAGCCAAGAACUUGUGGGACUUGACGGACAGUCUUAUCGGCCUGUGACGCCCUAACUGAUGCAAAUCAUCACGUGCGCGCAGUAAAGUACCUAGCUAGCUAGCGUCAUGUAGACACAAUGAUAGAACUUUGUGGCCUACCGGUCCCUAGUACUCAUCAUGGAAUGCCUGCCUAGCUAGUAUCUGUAGAGCCAACCAACAAUUCAAACUUCUGGAUCAGCCCCUUGGACAAAACAGUUUGAGCUACGCCCACUACGAGUAGCAAGACCUGCACUGCACAACUCGUCGAGUCCAGGACUGUUUGCUUUUCGAUGAAGUCCAACCCAAAAAAUGGGGCAAGUUGACCUCUUCCAUGGUGUGCUUCCGCCCAUCUCACUGACUAGCUGACUCCAAACACGCAUUUUAACGUACUA
Molecule: messenger RNA, 1780 nt
Organism: Seminavis robusta
Lineage: Eukaryota; Bacillariophyta; Bacillariophyceae; Naviculales; Naviculaceae
Source: the annotation of a GenBank genome assembly